Molecule: messenger RNA, 2400 nt
Organism: Dothidotthia symphoricarpi CBS 119687
Lineage: Eukaryota; Fungi; Ascomycota; Dothideomycetes; Pleosporales; Dothidotthiaceae
Exons: 3
Coding region: 78-2174 (698 amino acids)
Molecular function (GO): phosphatidylinositol binding
Source: RefSeq, a predicted model, not a curated record
CACCAUCGCGUCCUAGCUAGGCAUACCCACUGGUUUCUCCGCGCGACUAUGAUUUUUCCCACCAUGCUUCCUCGAAAAUGUCUACAUCCUCUGCGCCUCUCACGCCCGCGCAAACGCAUGCCCUAUUUGAUAUCCUGAUCCACCACCAACUGUACUCUGAAAUCGAAGCGUUCAAGUACCCCUCCACUAUCGACCAAUAUGGCUACCCGUUCAAGAAGGCGGAUGGCGUGCAAAGCACCAGUCCGAUGCUGCAGAACAUGCACAACAAGUUCGCCCUUACCAACCCGGCGCUGAAGAAGAUGGGGCCCGAUUUCUGGCAGGACAGGGUCAGGGUGAUUGUGGCGAAGCUGGCAGAGGCCGAGCUGAGCGAGAGCUAUGACAAGGGCGCUAUUGGGUCGCGGAAGGCGCUGGCGACGGCUGCGAGCAGUAUCGCCGAGUACAUUGCGCGAGGCAUGUUGGGAGGAUAUCCAGUAGCACCCAAGAAGGAGGGGAAGAUGGAAUACGACACCAGCAAGCCCGAAGACGUCAUGCAGGCAUGGGACGACUGUGUGCGCGGUUUCAUAUACGGCGACCUACUCCAUGAAAUGUGCGAGAAAGUAAAGACAACGGACAAGUUGGAGGAGCAUACGAGCGUUGUCCAGGCGGCGCAUGAGUAUAUUCUGCUGAAUGUCGCAUCGUUUCUCCACCACAUUUUCAUCAUGUCUCCCGACGGCCAGUACCUGGUCCGCCUUCUCGAAAACGUGCACCGUCUGAUACCUUACUACAUGAUCAAGCAGACGCUGCGUGUGGGCAACGCGGCCUCCAUGAUCAACGGCAUGGUCAAGCUCAUACUGGCGAAGCUAUCCGUCACUGCCAUGACCAACUGGAUAGGCCUCACAAACAACUCCAACGAUGGCAUGAACUUGUUGCAGCAAAUCAUAUCGACAAUCCUAGCCUGGGACACCGCCGAAUUCACGAAAAGAGCACAAAAGCUUGAAUCUGCGCGUGAUGCACCAAAUAAGAAAGUUCUCAAAACCGUCAAGGAGUUCGUUUAUGCGUCGAGGGAUAAGCACGAGGCUGCUCGCAACAUGUCCAUCCAGGAGUCCAAAUCCAUAGUUGCCAUCAUCCUACAGUCCGCCGACAAACCGAUCGAUGCUGAAUCCUUAUCUGAACCCCAGCACGACGUGGCCAUGGAGUACUACAGCACCUACCUUUCCAUCCGCGACCGAGAAGAGAUAACAAAGGUCGUUUGCAAGUCACAGCCCGACGUAUUGACCUCCGCUGUUCGUGAAGCUGUCACAGCCAUGGACCCUGUAAUCCGCGCGAUACACAAUGCCGUCGAUCUGUCUGGGACCGUAACAGAUUUCGAAAACUUUCUCACCGAUCUCAUCAAGGUCUCCAAGCCUAAGAAAAAGUCCAGCACCAAAGCCAGCGACAACUCAUCCACACCAGGUAGCGUCCUCGAUACGGAAGCCAGCGACGCCCCCACAGUAGAAGACUUCGUCCAGCUUCUCCGCAAACACGCCCCUUCAAUGCACAAAUUCAUCCACCAAGUCACCAAAAACGCGCCAGACCUCGCAAACGACUACCUAACAUACGCCCAAACCAUGUUCUCAGAAUUCCGAGUGGACGACAAGGCAAAACUCGCAGAGGAAAAAGGCGAAGGCGGCGCAGGCAACAUGACCGGACCACUACACUCCCUAUUCUCCACUCUAUCACAGGAGAAACAAGACGAUCUGAAAAAACUGUUAGACCAACAUGAGCAACAUCUCGCACAGCUCAAGAAAACCUCCCAAGAACGUCUUGAAUCCAUCAUGGAAUCAACAGCCGCCUCUAAACCUUCUUCCGCUGGCACAACACACGGCCCGGGCAUGUACCUCUCGCGCUGGAACUCGCUCCUCGACUCGACGCUCAUCACACCCGCGACGGUCCAUGGUCCUGUACGGCGGGGCUGGGAGGUCAAGGGCGAGUUAGAUGGUAAAGGGCUGAAGACUACAAGUUCCUUGGUUGGGAACAAGAAGGCGCAGAGUAAAGAUCAGAGUCAGGUGGUGAUGGCGGAUGGGACGGGUGAUGCGCUGGAUCGAAAGGAGAGGAAGAGGGACGCUAUGGAGGAGGAUCAGAUGGUACGGGUCUGGGAGGGGAUGAGAGAUGGGUGGGUGGGCGUUUGUCGCGGGUUGGAGGUCAUGGGGGACUAAGUUUUUAGAGGGGGGGUGUUUGGUUGUGUCUCGGUUUAGUGAUGUAAUGUACCUUUGAUGACUUUUGAACUUUUGGCUUGGAACGUGUUGUGGAGCGUCGGAAUUGGAUCGUGGGUUUACUGGGAUCAUGGUGAAUGUAUAUAUAUAUGCGAAGGGCAGUAAAACCAAGAUUUGAAAAUAGCUCACUACGAGCCAACGAUUGGCGAUUUCACCAGUGGCACAAGAG